CUGAGCAGCGACCAGGGGACCCUUCCGCCCCCGCCGCAGCGGGUGGCCGUUCUCCGCUCCUCCUGCGUGGGCCCCACUCAGCCAAGCCACCCACGGGCCCCUCCCUACCUUUCUCGGAUGCCUCGUGGGGCACAGACGGGCUCCGUGCACAGCCUCGGGUGUGGCUGCAGGGGGUGCUGGCCCAGUACCCGCUGCACCCCCAGAGGCCCCCAGCCCUCGCCCGGGGUUUCUUGGGGAGAUGCUCUUGCCAGCCAGCCAGCCCAGGGCGCACGAGCUGGGGCCUGAGUGUGGCUGGGCCAGUGUCCACGGGGUCGUCCCCAGGAGCAGACUGGGCGGGUUUGCCCUCGGGAAUUGGCCAGGCUGCUGGAGGACGCUGGCUCCGCCCCGCCUGUUGCUCAGAGCAGAGGCUCAGGGGCCGUGGGGCAGCCUGCGCCCCGCUGGCUGGGAAAGACGCCCUCCCUGAGGUUUCGCGGCGCGUCCCGGGCAGGGGAGAGGGGCAGGCAGCGCCCGCGCGGGUCAGAGGCCCGUCCUCCGGGCCAGUGCCCGCCUCCGUGGAAGCAGACACCAGCCCGCAUGACUCAUGCGCCCCACGCCGCGCCCUGCUGAGGACAAAGCAGAGAACGAGAAAGACGAGAAUCCCGGCACCCGGAGGUGGGCGGCCGGCAGGAAGCAGCCAGCCAGUGAGUGCCGGGGAGCCUGAGUCCAGGCAGGAACCGGACGGCGGGAGGCCGGGUGCAGGCUGCGCUUUUGAACAGAACCACCCGGAAAGGCCGCGGGGAGGCCCCUCGAGCAGUCCAGCGGGCAGAAGCGUGUUCCGGCGGCGGCAAGAGCUGCAGGCGCCGCCAUGGGGGAGCUGCGCCGCACGGAGUCCUCCCUGACGGCGCUGGGCGAGGAGGAGCUGUGGGACAUGAUGGACGGCCACCGCCACCGCAUCGUGCGCAGCGUCUGCCCCAGCCGCCUGACCCCCUACCUGCGCCAGGCCAAGGUGCUGGGCCAGCUGGACGAGGAGGAGGUGCUGCACAGCCCGCGGCUCACCAACACCGCCAUGCGCCCCGAGCAGGAGGCGGGGCCCAGGGAGCCCUGCCCGAGGGGGAAGCAGCGGCUGGCCCGCAUGUUCGCCAUCUGCCCGCCCGGGGACAGCAGCUGCCCAGGCGCCUUGGAGGCCCAGCUCUGGUCCGACCUCAGCUCCACGUCCAGCCAGGAGCCGGGGGACAGCUUCCGCUCCAGCAGCCCCCUGCCCCCCAGCCAGGGGUCGCUGUGCCGGCGGGCAGCGGAUGAGCUCUGGGAGCAGUCCUGGGGUUUCAGCGGCGGCUCCUCAGAAGCGCUGGACGCGGACCAGGGGGCCGGCCUGGGGGCAGCAGCAGGCGAUAUGGACCUGGAUUUCGAGAUUGUGGAUGGGGCAGACCUUCCUGAGUCUGCGGAGAGCAGCCUGCAGCCUUCCCCCCGAGGCCUGGCGGUAUCCGCCAGCAGCAUCCCGGUGCGGCGCCGGCCGGCCCGCAGGUGCUCGAGCCCGGUCAUGGCGCUGGCCUUCCAGGGACGCGCGCUGUUGGAGCAGAUAAGUGUCAUUGGGGGGAAUCUCACGGGCAUCUUCAUCCAGCGGGUCACCCCGGGCUCAGCGGCAGACCAGAUGGCCUUGCGGCCAGGCACCCAGAUCAUGAUGGUGGACUGUGAGGCCACGGAGCCCCUGUUCAAGGCGGCACUGGAGGGCGCGACCCUGGAGCAGGCGCUGGGCCUUCUCGGCCGGGUGAGCGGCUUCUGCUGCUUGUCGGUGAAGAUGAACACGGAGGGCUACAAGAGGCUGGUCCAGGACCUGGAGGCCAAAGUGGUGACCUCGGGGGACUCCUUCUACAUCCGGGCGAACCUGGCCGUGGAGGGGCGGGCGGCCGGCGCGCUGCCCCUGCGCUGUGACGACGUGCUCCACGUCACGGACACGGCCUUCCAGGGCCGGCGCUGCUGGCACGCCCGCCGCCUGGGCCCCUACGGCACCGAGGGCACCGAGCGGGGCACCAUCCCCACCUACUCUCAGGCGCAGGAGCUGCUCAUCGCCCUCCUCCAGGACCUGGCCCAGCAGAGUGUCAGCCCCCACAAGCUGCGCCCCGGGGGACCCCAGAAGCUGGUCCGCAUCGUCAGCACGGACAGUGCCGAGGCCGGGCCCCUGUGCCCACCCCUGGAGGGCGGCCAGUGGGACCCCAGCUGGGUGGAAGGCCCCUCCACCACACGCUUCUGGGCGGAGAGCCGCUUCACCCUGGCGCCCUACACGCUGGUGCACCCCCACAGGCCCAGCCGGCCGCGGCCUGUGCUCUUCGUGCCCGGAGUGGCCGGGCGGCUCCUGAGUGCGAGGCUGGGCCUCCUCCGUGGCUUCAGGAAAUGCCCUGCAGAGUACCUGAGUCCGGAGGAGUAUGCCGCCCUGAGCCAGAGAGGAGACGUGGUGCGGGGGGCUGCGGCCGGCUGCCGCUGGCUGACCCGCCGGGCUGUCGAGGCUCUCAUGGAGAAGGUGAGCGGCGGGCUCUGGGGCCGCACCUCCGGAGAGGGGCCGGGAGGCAGGAAGGACUGCCCGAGGACUGCGGUGAACGCCCAGUCAGGGGUGUGCACCCCAGCAGCGGGCCUGGUGACUGGCGCCCUGGUGCUGCUGUCUCUGGGCUACCUGACGUCGCUGUUCUCCUACAUCCCCAAGUCGGCGCUGGCCGCCGUCAUCAUCGUGGCCGUGGUCCCCCUGUUCGACACCAAGAUCUUGGGGACGCUGUGGCGCGUGAAGAGUGCGUGUGCCGGGCAGGUGCUGGGUUCCCUGCGCGCCCGGGCCCGCCGCCCGCUUCCGGCCAGCAUGGCGGGGCGCGGCCCUGGGGCUCCAUCCGGGGCCCUGGGCAUGUGCCGUGGCCCCCGCGUGCCGACGCCUUGA
Condylura cristata (star-nosed mole) is the source of this 2896-nucleotide messenger RNA. RefSeq names its product caspase recruitment domain family, member 14 (gene CARD14). The transcript has 16 exons. Gene Ontology annotation, molecular function: protein binding. Lineage: Eukaryota; Metazoa; Chordata; Mammalia; Eulipotyphla; Talpidae. Gene Ontology annotation, cellular component: membrane. The record is from RefSeq and is a predicted model, not a curated record. Gene Ontology annotation, biological process: regulation of apoptotic process. Bases 845 to 2896 code for a protein of 683 amino acids.